Molecule: messenger RNA, 297 nt
Organism: Cotesia congregata
Lineage: Eukaryota; Metazoa; Arthropoda; Insecta; Hymenoptera; Braconidae
Source: the annotation of a GenBank genome assembly
AUGCCCUGCCCCAACUGCAAAAACAAUGUCACGACCCAUAAGAACAUCUACGUGGUUCCUCGCGAGUGGCAGACGCAUAAUUUCUUGGAGUGCGCUUUAUGGAAAAUUCACUCCAAUCACUAUCGUACCUACAAAACAACUAAAAGUUUUCGUGUUUAUGCAGAUGGCAUAACAGCUCGCUUAGAAAAUUAUAGUAACUAUUUAUGGUUAAGAAAAACAUAUGAUUUCGCCGAAAAGCCAGACCCUAAAAAAUACUUCUCUGCUUAUGUGGCUUGUAUUUAUUGUAACAAUAAGUAA